Mirounga angustirostris (Northern elephant seal) is the source of this 852-nucleotide messenger RNA. RefSeq names its product ermin (gene ERMN). Gene Ontology annotation, cellular component: extracellular exosome; internode region of axon; filopodium. Bases 1 to 852 code for a protein of 283 amino acids. The record is from RefSeq and is a predicted model, not a curated record. Gene Ontology annotation, biological process: regulation of cell shape; morphogenesis of a branching structure; regulation of cell projection organization. NCBI's taxonomy places the organism in Eukaryota, Metazoa, Chordata, Mammalia, Carnivora, Phocidae. Gene Ontology annotation, molecular function: actin filament binding. The transcript has 3 exons.
AUGACAGAUGUUCCAGGGACACUCAGUCAGGCUGAGUGCAAUGGGGAUACACCACCUGAAAAUGGUCAACAACCAAUCACUAAAACAAAUGAGGGAUCCAGUGAUGUGGAUGGUACCUCACCAUACUACAGGGUAAAACCCCAUCUUGAAGACCUACCCACAGAAGGAAAUCAGGAGAAAAGUGAAAAAUUACAAGGGAAUAUGGUAGUUAACUGGUCCACUGAUGAGAAGAUUCUAAAAGAAAAACCAGAAGAGAAUCUUUUUCUUGUUCAUAAGGCUAUCACAGAUCUUUCUCUCCAAGAAGCAAGUGUUGAUGAAAUGACAUUCAGAGAAGGACAUCAAUGGGAGAAGAUUCCUUUGAGCAUCAGUAGCCAGGAAAUAAGUAGACAAAAGGAAAGGAUUGCUGAACAACCUCUAGAAGAGAAGGAAGAGGAGGAUGGGAAGAACAAAGCUCACCAGGCAACUGAAAUGGAAUGGUUGGGAUUUCGGAAACCUAGCCAAGUUGAUGUGUUGCAUUCUAAACAUGAGGAGGAGCAAGAGGUUUGGGAUGAAGAAAUUAAUAAUGAUGAUGAUGAUUGCAAUGAUGAUGAAGAUGAAGUUCGAGUAAUAGAAUUUAAGAAAAAAAAUGAAGAGGGUUCUCAAUUAAAAGAGGAAGUUGAUGCAAACGAGGACUCCCCACUGAGCAGCCCCAGUUCCCAACCUGUGACACCUGAGGAGCAGCCAACCUUCGGGAAGAAGAGUGAUAUCUCUAGAAAUGCUUAUUCAAGAUACAAUACAAUAUCCUAUCGGAAAAUCAGGAAGGGGAACACCAAGCAGAGAAUUGAUGAAUUCGAGUCUAUGAUGCACUUAUAA